Molecule: messenger RNA, 495 nt
Organism: Neltuma alba
Lineage: Eukaryota; Viridiplantae; Streptophyta; Magnoliopsida; Fabales; Fabaceae
Exons: 2
Coding region: 1-495 (164 amino acids)
Source: RefSeq, a predicted model, not a curated record
AUGGCGGCCCUUGACCGGGCUGACACUUGGACCUUAGUGGAUCUACAGCAGGAAAGAAGGCUAUUGGCUGAAAUUGGAAAGUUAGAGGCUGCGCCAAACAAUUUUCCUAUGAUUUAUAAUCCACUCCUUGAUGCCGAUGGAAGCAUACUAUCUAAGAAUCCUGUUGAUGCUGCUAAGAACAAGCCGUUUGAAAACCCGAAGAGGUAUCGAAUAUUGAUUGGAAAAAUGAAUUAUCUUACUAUGACCCGUCCUGAUAUCACCUAUCCAGUCAGUAUACUUAGCCAGUUUAUGAUCUCGCCUACUAUCAGACAAUGGGAAGCUUUAGAGCAUGUGCUUCAUUACUUGAAGGAGUCUCUAGGUCGUGGGAUAUUAUACAGAAAUCAUGGUCAUAUAGAUAUUGAGUGUUUUUAUGAUGCUGAUCAUGGUGGUUCAAAGGCCACAAGAAGAUCUACUACAAGAUAUUGUGUCUUUGUGGACGGAAAUUUGGUGUCCUGA